Molecule: messenger RNA, 739 nt
Organism: Papilio machaon (common yellow swallowtail)
Lineage: Eukaryota; Metazoa; Arthropoda; Insecta; Lepidoptera; Papilionidae
Product: transmembrane protein 14C
Exons: 4
Coding region: 141-479 (112 amino acids)
Biological process (GO): regulation of heme biosynthetic process
Cellular component (GO): mitochondrial membrane
Source: RefSeq, a predicted model, not a curated record
UGUAAAUUGUCUGUCAUUGUCAUAAUCAUAAUUUCAAGUUUCAUUGACCCUCUCCUGUAGUUUUCGGUACUUUAUAAAACUUAUUUUCACGUCUGAGCAACAGUGUUUACUUAGAAUUAGAAAAAAUCAAGUAUCUCAUAAUGGGUGUCGAUAUUUUGGGAUUUGCUUACGCUGCUACUGUAGCGGCCGGCGGAAUUAUGGGUUACGCUAAAGCAGGCUCAAUUCCAUCUUUGGGAGCAGGCCUUAUUUUCGGGUCGAUUCUAGGUGUGGGUGCGUACCAACUGAGUCAAGAUCCCUCAAACUAUACUCUGAUGUUGGGCACCACAACUACUCUUGGAGGUCUUAUGGGAUAUAGGUUUUACAACAGUAGAAAGUUCAUGCCAGCUGGUCUAGUAUUUGUAUUAUCCGUGGGAAUGCUGGCAAAAUUGAUAGUCAAAAAUGUUGGAUCAAAAUCAGCCUUUCCUGUUAAGACAGGCUGAAAAGUAGAUACUUUUUAACGUUCCAUUUUAGUUUUAGAACUGUAUAUGUAUAAGAAAACUUCCUCCAAACUCCUUGGAAAAGGAUGUUGUUGAUUUUAUACUCUGUGAACAAUUUUUUUUAUCUGUUAUUUUAAGUUUAUUUCUUAUCUGUUAUGGAUUCAGUAUAUUUGUGGAUUGUUAUUAAUUUAUUUGUUAAAAAAUAUGUAUAAAAUGGUCAUUGGUGUUGGGAAUGUUAUGAAAUUCAUAUGGGGUACAAAUAA